AUGGACUCAACAACUACGUUGUUGUUGCUGUUCCUUCUUUCAGCUUCAGUUUGUUGCCAUGGUUCUAUUAUCGUAUCCAAGGAUGGGAGUGGAGAUUAUACAACGGUGGGUGAAGCCAUUUUGAAUGCUCCGGACUUGAGUGACAAACCUUACACUAUUCACGUUCGACAAGGUACUUAUGAAGAGUACGUAGUCAUUCCUCCUGAGAAGACUAAUAUUAAACUCGUUGGAGAUGGACCUCAACACACCAAAAUAGUUGGCUACCAAAACGGUUUCACCAUAGAUAUCCGUGGAGAAGGGUUCAUGGCAGAAAACAUGGGAUUUGUGAACUGGGCAGGGCUAAACGCAAGCGCUGCAGUGGCGGUUCGGAACGAGGCGAACAAGAGCGUAUUCUUCCAAUGCUCCAUCGAAGGAUUCCAAGACACGCUGUGGACGGUUGCGGGGCGACAAUUCUACAAAAACUGCGACAUAUAUGGCACCGUUGACUUCAUCUACGGCGACGCAGCAGCAGUGUUUCAAGACUGCACGGUGUACGCGCGUUAUCGCGAGUACGUGACGUUCACUGCUCAGUCACGAGACGACCCAAAGGAGAAAACAGGGUUCACAUUCCAAAGAUGCAAGUUCACUAUGUCCCCUGAGGACUCCCACAGAAAAUCAGAGGUCCAUGCCACCUUGGGCCGUCCCUUGAGGCCCUAUUCCACAGUGGCCAUCUUACAGUCUUUCAUUGACUCCAUGGUGGACCCUAAAGGUUGGGAGCCCAUGCCCCACCAGCCCACUGACAAAGCCUCCUACAUCGAGUUUGAAAAUGUUGGGCCGGGCUCAAAUACUGAUCAAAGAGUUGACUGGCCCGGUGUUAGACUCCUUCACUACCCAAUCCAAGCAGCCCCUUUCACUGCUUCCCGUCUCUUGGACGCCGACUCUUGGAUCCCCUCCACCGGUGUUCCCUACGAUAAUGGACUCUAG
Messenger RNA from Abrus precatorius (Indian licorice), 963 nucleotides. RefSeq names its product probable pectinesterase/pectinesterase inhibitor 12. Gene Ontology annotation, molecular function: pectinesterase activity; pectinesterase inhibitor activity. Gene Ontology annotation, biological process: cell wall modification. NCBI's taxonomy places the organism in Eukaryota, Viridiplantae, Streptophyta, Magnoliopsida, Fabales, Fabaceae. The record is from RefSeq and is a predicted model, not a curated record. Bases 1 to 963 code for a protein of 320 amino acids. The transcript is spliced from 2 exons.